Messenger RNA from Lactuca virosa, 1149 nucleotides. Lineage: Eukaryota; Viridiplantae; Streptophyta; Magnoliopsida; Asterales; Asteraceae. The record is from the annotation of a GenBank genome assembly.
AUGCAGAAUAUGAAGAAGAAAGCCUGUGAUUCUACUAGUAGUUCUAAUAACAACAACAGUAGUGGUGAUGGUGAAGCUCAGAAGCAGAAAGAGAGGCAUAUAGUUUCCUGGUGUCAAGAGGAAGAUGAUAUAUUAAGGGAACAAAUCGGUAUCCAUGGAAUCGACAAUUGGGCUAUUGUUGCAUCAAAGUUUAAGGAUAAAACUACAAGGCAAUGCAGAAGAAGAUGGUUCACUUAUUUGAAUUCUGAUUUCAAGAAAGGAGGAUGGUCACAAGAAGAAGACAUGCUUUUAUGUGAGGCUCAAAAGAUUUUUGGUAACAGAUGGACUGAAAUAGCAAAAGUGGUUUCAGGCAGAACGGAUAAUGCUGUCAAGAAUCGGUUUUCCACAUUGUGUAAGAAGAGAGCAAAGAAUGAAGCAAUGGCAAAAGAGAACAACACUUGUUACAUCACACCAAACAACAAAAGGACCAGAUUUCAGAAUGGACAAAAUGAAGACAGAGUUCUAGAACCUUCAAUGCCUCUUUCGAAAAUGAGGAGGAAACAUAUUCCUGAUACAACAGAAGAGAGCCAUAACAUCAACACCUUAACAACACAGCUUCAUCCCAAAAGUGAAGAGGUCUCAAAAGAUGGAACAUUUCUGAAGAAAGAUGACCCGAAGAUUAUUGCAUUGCUACAACAAGCAGAACUUCUCAGUUCACUUGCACUCAAAGUUACUCUGGAGAAAACAGAGGAAAGUUAUGAAAAUGCUUGCAAGGCUGUUGAAGAUUUUUUAAAGAAAACCAAUGUGCUUGGAGGUAACAAUAACAUGUCUGAUAUGGACAUAAGAAGCUGUGAUGAAGGCAGCCAACAAUCAUGGAGACAGCCUGAUUUAUAUCAGGGAUCCCCAGAAAGCUCAGAGUACAGUACAGGGUCAACUGUUCUCUCCCAAGUGAUUGAGAAAAUUUGUGGUAAAAAUAUAGUAACACCUGAUUCAACAACAAACCUAGAUAUUUUAGCUUCUUGUGAUGAAUGUGAGAAUGAUGUUGGAGGCAUAUGUCCCUUGCCAAAUUCCCAAUUCAAUUCCCCACUUCAAGUAACUCCAUUGUUUAGAUCAAUGGCAGCAGGAAUUCCAAGCCCACAGUUUCAGAAAGUGAAAGGAACUUCCUACUAA